Malania oleifera is the source of this 2162-nucleotide messenger RNA. Its product is annotated as protein AMEIOTIC 1 homolog. Bases 303 to 1814 code for a protein of 503 amino acids. Gene Ontology annotation, biological process: reciprocal meiotic recombination; meiotic sister chromatid cohesion; meiotic cell cycle. Lineage: Eukaryota; Viridiplantae; Streptophyta; Magnoliopsida; Santalales; Ximeniaceae. The transcript is spliced from 10 exons. The record is from RefSeq and is a predicted model, not a curated record.
GGGAGGUUUAGGGUUUAAGACAUUAGGGUUUUACUCUGUCACCAAAAAUUAAAAGUAUUAGGGUUUUUAUCUGUUAUAUAAUGGGGGGACUCUAAAAUCAAUACCUCAUUCCUUUUCUUUGUUUUGGUGUUGGGGUUUAGUAGAAGCGGCAUAGGUGUUGAAGCAGACGGCUGAAACUGUUGCUCAAAUAGAUUAUACGGCUCAAGGUUGUCUUUUUGUUGUCAAUCGCUCUAAAAAUUAUACAAGUUAGCCUGUGGAAGACCAAAUCGUUCAAAAAGGCACGUGUUUUGAAGACGAACUGGAUGGUGCAGUGGGGUUCUUCUUGGAGAAUUAUGUUUGCUGGCUCACACCAGAAGGACAACUCCCCAUUUUCUUCCAGCAUUGUUGGGGAAGAAGAUAAGAAAGAUAAGGGAGAUGAUGAGGUUAUGACAGCUGAAUCCCUUGUAACAAAUGGGAAGAGGAAGCGUGUUUGCUCUAACAAACUGAAAAUGGCACAAGCAGAUAGAUGUGAGAAGCAAAGGCAAGGUUGUAGUUUCAAGAGAAGCAAGCCAAAGAAGCUCAAGGAGUCCAUAAGCAGAUGGUCUGAAGAUAGGUACAAGCGAGCAGAGCAGUGUCUGUUGGAGAUCAUGAGGUCUGAAAAAGCAGUGUUUGGGAAUCCAAUUGUACGUCCAACACUUAGAUCGGUGGCUCGUAAACACAUUGGUGACACUGGUUUGCUAGACCACUUGCUGAAGCACAUGGAUGGUAAAGUUGCACCUGGCGGCGCGGAGCGGUUCCGACGGUGUUACAAUCCCAAUGGAGUGAUGGAGUAUUGGUUGGAGAGUGCUGACCUGGUUAAUAUUCGGCUUGAAGCUGGGGUGCAAGAUCCUUACUGGAUCCCACCAUCUACGUGGAAACCUGGUAGUGGGCCUAGUGAGGAUCUUGUUUUAUCGGAAGAGCUAAAGUUGCUUAAGGCAGAAAUGGAAAAAACAAAGAGAGAUGUGCAGGAGCUAAUAUCCAAGAGGCAAGAGGAGGACCGACUGAACAUGAAACCUAAUGCUUCGUCGCCCAAUCGGAAAUUGAAACUUGAUCAUUCGACAUUUUCACGACUUUCAUGUCAGGAAAUAAUGUAUGAGGAAUUGUUGAUUUGGAAAGCCAAGACUGAACAACAGCUAAUUGAGAUAUCUAAUUCUUUGAGCAGCAUGCAGGGUGUAUACCAGGAGUUGGAGAAAUGGAAAGCUAAUAUUGAGAAUCAGCUGAGAGAGAUCUCUAAUUCCUUGAGCAGUAUGAAGAAAAAUCGUCUUGCACCUUGGUGGGAAACAUCAGAUUUGAUUAGUUUUCAGCACGAAGAUCUUACACCUUGGCUGGAGAGUGCUGACCUAAAUAUUCCAGGGGAAGUACCUUCUUGGUUGGCAAGUGAUGAGGCCAUUAAGGUUGAGCGUGAAGUUCUGCAAAGUCCUUGCUUGGUGAAGAUUGAGUGCGAGGUUGAGCAAAAUGCAUCCUCAAUCCCAUUGCCUGCAGAAAAGCUUGGUAAAGAUCCAUCCCAAGACCCUGUUUGUGCUAGAGAGCUUGGGCUGCUUAAGGAAGAUUUGGCCAAAAUUAAGAGAGAAGUGCAGGAGAUGGUAACAAAGAAGGAAAUGGAAGAUGAAGCCAACUUCACACCCAACUCUUCAGUUAUUACACAUUCAAGGUUGGACCUUCACAGUUCAUUACUCAUAUUGCAGGAAAUGCACGAGGAAUUGAUGAAAUGGAAAGAUAAUAUUGAGCAACAGCUGCUAGACAUUUCAAAUUCAUUCGCCAGCCUGCAGGCAGAAGCGAAAUGUUCUGGGUUGUGAAUCUUUAAUUUACUCAAAACAAGUAGGAUUCAGGAUCUGUACAGGAGUAAAAAGAGUACAAGAAGACCCGCAUCAAGUCUCUUCUAACCAGCAUCUGCAAGUUAUAUAUUAGCAGCUAACCCAUGAGAUAUACUUAGCUCCAAGAUUAAUUUCUGUUAAUACUUAAUUAGGUUGCUUUGAAAUUUAUGAAACAGUGAUGACCUGUGGAUGCUUAUUUUAUUUGUUUUAAUUUAUGGUAUAUAUAUUUCCUGUUUAUAUGGUUGAAAUGUUAUUACCUUUGGAGAAGUCAUUCAUUAGCUUCUGGAGAAUUUGAUAUAGUAAUGAUGCACUAAGUGAGCUGUUAAACUA